Molecule: messenger RNA, 1121 nt
Organism: Beta vulgaris subsp. vulgaris (sugar beet)
Lineage: Eukaryota; Viridiplantae; Streptophyta; Magnoliopsida; Caryophyllales; Amaranthaceae
Product: superoxide dismutase [Mn], mitochondrial
Exons: 6
Coding region: 128-820 (230 amino acids)
Biological process (GO): superoxide metabolic process
Cellular component (GO): mitochondrion
Molecular function (GO): superoxide dismutase activity; metal ion binding
Source: RefSeq, a predicted model, not a curated record
ACUAUAUACUCCCCAAUUACCAGCAGCCAGCAGCACCACUGGUUCGUCACUCACCUCACAACUCACAAGCGCAGCUUACUUUUAUAAUCCCCUCCAAAAAUCACACCACCUCAAAAAAAAAAAAAAAAUGGCGCUUCGAGUUUUGAUGACAAGAAAAACCCUAGCUUCUGCAAAGCAAGGCCUUCUUCAAUGUCGAUCAUUGCAGACUUUCUCUCUCCCUGACCUUCCUUACGACUAUGGUGCUCUUCAGCCCGCCAUUAGCGGCGAAAUCAUGCAGAUUCAUCAUCAGAAACAUCACCAGACUUACAUCACUAAUUACAAUAAAGCUCUUGAACAACUCGAUGAUGCUAUUGCUAAAGGCGACGCUUCUUCUGUCGUUAAGCUUCAAAGCGCCAUUAAAUUCAAUGGCGGAGGUCAUGUGAAUCACUCAAUUUUCUGGAAGAACCUUGCUCCAAUUAAUGAAGGAGGUGGUGAGCCUCCAAAAUCUUCACUGGGUUGGGCUAUUGAUUCAAACUUUGGUUCUCUGGAAGCUCUUAUUCAGAAAAUGAAUGCAGAAGGAGCUGCUGUACAGGGUUCUGGGUGGGUGUGGCUUGGACUCGACACGCAAUCAAAAAAGCUUGUGGUCGAAACCACGCCAAAUCAGGACCCACUCGUAACUAAAGGACCAAGCUUGGUUCCUAUACUUGGUAUAGAUGUAUGGGAGCAUGCGUACUACCUUCAGUACAAGAAUGUGAGACCUGAUUAUCUGAAGAACAUCUGGAAGGUUAUAAACUGGAAAUAUGCAAGCGAGGUGUAUGAAAAAGAGGUCCCCAGCCACUGAGUUUUUGUAUACCAUCACUUAGCAGAGGAAUAAAUCGUUUAGAACGAGAGAAAAGCCGUGCUGUGCAGGUCUGCUUUGCUGUAUCCGUCCCAGAAAAAAAAAACCGCUUUUGUCCCUUGGGUCUUAUACUCUCGUUUCAGUAUCUCGUUCUUGAAACAAAUUGACCAACUGUCUCACUUACUGAAAUCUAUUUCAUGUAGAUUGUGUGCAGAAUCUUGUGUUAAUAUUUAUGCUUUUUGACUUCCCAAGUUCUGUUGAUUGUUGCAACUUAUAUGGUAUUGUGGUUUGUGUUCAACUUCAA